AUGGCGGACUACGACCUCACGAGGACCAUUAUUCCCUACUGUGACCGUCACCUCGUCUUUCCUCUCCUUGCCCAUCUCGUUGAAAAUGAGGUCUUCCCCGUCAAGCAGGUGCAGGGUGCACAAUAUGAGCUCGCAAAGGAGACCAACAUGGUCGAUUAUGCUGUGAGCUUGUUACAGCAGAUCCAUCCAGAUGAGGAGGUCCCAGAAGAAUUCGCGGGCAAGCGCGAAAACGCCGUCUCGACCAACGAACGCUUGCAACAAGAAGCUCAAGCCGUCUUGAAUGUCAUCGAAAACCCUGAGGUCGCUCAGGCGCUGCGUCAGGACAAGAAUCAGAACUUGCAAUAUCUGAAGGAUCACUACGGCGUUACGCUGGAGCAAAUCAACGCUCUUUAUAACUAUGGUCAGUUCCAGUACACCUACGGUAACUACAGCGGUGCAGCAGACUACCUGUACCACUUCCGCGUCCUCUCUACCGACCCCGAUCUUACCAUCUCCGCUCACUGGGGCAAGCUUGCCUCGGAUAUCCUCACUGGAAAAUGGGAUGUCGCUCUCGAGGAGCUCAAUACCCUCCGCGAGACCAUCGACUCACGCGCACCUUCUGUCCCUGCUUUCGCCUCUGCGCCCUCCUCAUCCACGACCGAUCCUGCACUCGCACAGCUCCAUUCGCGUACCUGGCUCCUGCACUGGUCGCUCUUCGUCUACUUCAACCAUCCUCAGGGUCGUACCUUGCUCCUCGAGACAUUCCUCUCCCCAACAUAUCUCAACACCAUCCAGACGUCCUGCCCGUGGGUUCUGCGCUACCUCGCGGCCGCCGCGGUGCUCUCGCGCAAGUCUGCGUCUGGCGCGCUCUCAGCGCGUGUGCGGCACUCUAUCCGCGAGAUUGUUAAGGUCAUCCAAAUGGAGGAGUAUCAGUACCGCGACCCUAUCACCGCGUUCUUGAAGGAGCUCUAUGUUGAAUUUGACUUCGAGGCGGCACAGCGCGAGCUUGGAUUAGCAGAGGGCGUAGUUGCAAAUGACUUUUUCUUGGGCGAGUUCCGUGAGGAGUUCAUGGACAACGCACGCUACCUGAUCAGCGAGGCGUACUGCCGCAUCCACCAAAGGAUUGACAUUAGCGACCUCUCUGAGAGAUUGAACCUGUCAAAGGAUGAGGGCGAGAAGUGGAUCGUGAACCUGAUCCGGGAAACCCGCAUGGGCGCGGAUGCAAAAAUCGACCUCGAAAAGAAUGUUAUCGAGAUCAACCGACCGGCACUCCCAGUGUACCAAACUGUUAUCGAGAAAACGCGCGGACUUGCAUUCCGCACGCAAGCUCUUGGCGCAGCGAUGUCGCGGACACCGCAGGCGCAGCCGUUAGGUGUCCAAGAGGAGGGGCAACCUGCGCUUGUAGAGGGCGCGCGGUGA
Molecule: messenger RNA, 1398 nt
Organism: Postia placenta MAD-698-R-SB12
Lineage: Eukaryota; Fungi; Basidiomycota; Agaricomycetes; Polyporales; Adustoporiaceae
Exons: 5
Coding region: 1-1398 (465 amino acids)
Biological process (GO): translational initiation
Cellular component (GO): eukaryotic translation initiation factor 3 complex; cytoplasm; nucleus
Molecular function (GO): translation initiation factor activity
Source: RefSeq, a predicted model, not a curated record